This is a messenger RNA of Theobroma cacao (cacao), 2188 nucleotides long. Its product is annotated as protein NRT1/ PTR FAMILY 5.10-like. Gene Ontology annotation, molecular function: tripeptide transmembrane transporter activity; dipeptide transmembrane transporter activity. Gene Ontology annotation, cellular component: membrane. Gene Ontology annotation, biological process: dipeptide transport; transmembrane transport. The record is from RefSeq and is a predicted model, not a curated record. Lineage: Eukaryota; Viridiplantae; Streptophyta; Magnoliopsida; Malvales; Malvaceae.
UUAAAGCUCUAAGAAACUCAAAAUAGUACACAUUCACAACAAAGUAACUGCUCUGUUUGAGAAAAGGAAGUAAAGCAGAGAGACAUCCUCAUUUUUCAGUUCAUCUUGUAAAUCUUCCUUCCAACUCAAGGUUCAUAUAGAGUUCACUUUUAGAAAAGUUGUAAAAUUCCAAAGAAAAGGGGAGAGUAUUUUAAGAAAGCAAAGUUCCAAACGAUGGCGUAAAAAGCUAGGAGAAGAAGGGUUUAGGGACAAAAGUGGUUGUACUCGUCCCAGAAGUUGGAGAGAUGGGAGUGAUUAAAUUGUUCUAAGUAAAGCAAGGGAAUCAGAAAUAUGGCCAUUGUCUCUACCACCUGCAACACCCAAGACCCACUGUUAGAAGACACCGUCGUCAAUGGCUCAGUUGACUGCAAAGGUUGUCCAGCCCGAAGAUCCACCUCUGGGGGAUGGAGAUCCGCCUCUUUCAUCAUAGCGGUGGAAGUGGCGGAGAGGUUUGCUUGCUUCGGGAUAAGCUCCAACCUCAUAACGUAUUUGACAGGGCCGCUCGGCCAGUCCACCGCCACCGCAGCUGAGAACGUCAACGCGUGGUCCGGCACAGCCACUUUGCUGCCACUUUUAGGGGCAUUUGUCGCCGAUGCUUACCUUGGCCGCUACCGCACUAUCAUAAUUUCUUCACUAAUCUACGCUCUGGGGCUAGGCUUAUUGACUCUAUCAGCUAUGCUAACUUCCCUCAGUAAUUUGGAUUGCCAAAACACCAACAAUAUCACAUCAUGUUCUACUCCACAGCUCCUAGUGUUCUCAUUCAUCUUCUCACUGUAUCUAGUAGCAAUUGGACAGGGUGGGCACAAGCCUUGUGUUCAGGCUUUUGGAGCUGAUCAAUUUGAUGGAAAUGACCCAAAGGAAAGCAUAGCUAGAAGCUCAUUCUUCAAUUGGUGGUAUUUUACCUUAUCCACAGGUGUACUUCUGUCACUUGUGAUCAUUGUGUACAUCCAGGACAACCUUAGUUGGGCUCUUGGAUUCGGAAUUCUCUGCAUAUUAAUGUUGGUCGCCCUAGUGGUUUUCUUGCUUGGAGCAAAGACAUACAGGUAUAGCGUCAAUGUGAACAAGGAAAAUCCCUUCAGAAGAAUUGGUCAGGUGUUUGUUUUUGCUGUUAAGAAUAGACGUAAUGCUCUGUCAGUGACAGUCGCAGAAGAGGAAGUUCUUCAACCCCUACCUCAGCAAUGUUCAGAGCAAUUCAAGUUUCUUAACAAAGCAUUGCUUGCUCAAGAUGGCUCGAGUGAAGAUUGGAAAGGUUGCAGUCUCAACGAAAAUGUUGAAGAAGCCAAGGGUUUGUUAAGGCUAAUUCCAAUAUGGACCACAUGCCUGGUGUAUGCUAUAGUAUUUGCUCAAGCCUCUACUUUCUUCACAAAGCAAGGAGCUACAAUGGACAGAAAACUUGCUCAAGGCUUGACUAUUCCAGCUGCUUCCCUUCAAUUAUUUACCGGUGUCUCUAUCAUUAUCUUCAUACCCCUUUAUGAUCGCGUUUUUGUUCCUAUUACAAGAACCUUAACCCAGAAACCAUCAGGCAUCACAAUGCUUCAGAGAAUUGGUACCGGGAUGUUCUUGUCUGCUUUUUCAAUGGUAAUUGCAGCUUUAGUCGAGAUGAAAAGGCUCAAAACUGCACAGGAAUAUGGACUAGUCGACACACCAGAUGUGACGAUUCCAAUGAGUGUGUGGUGGUUGGUUCCUCAAUACCUCUUGUUUGGUCUUGCUGAUGUGUUGACCAUUGUUGGUCUUCAGGAGUUUUUCUAUGAUCAAGUUCCGAAUGAACUGAAGAGUGUUGGGCUCUCCCUUUAUCUGAGUGUCCUUGGUGUAGGGAGCUUUUUAAGCAGCUUUCUGGUUUCUGUCAUUGACAAAGCAACUGGUGGAGAUGGUGGAGAAAGCUGGUUUGCUAGUAAUCUGAAUCAAGCACAUCUCGACUACUUUUACUGGUUACUUGCUGGGCUAAGCGCAGCAGGAUUGGCCGCCUUCUUGUAUUUCUCCAAGUCUUUUGUUUAUACCAUGGGAAGAAGAUCAAGUUAGAACUUAUUCUCUGUUAGUGUGGGUGAUAAGAAGGAUGAUAGAGCUAUUGCGUCAAUCCUUUUGUAUGACGCCAGUGAUUUUAUCUGCAGCAUCUUUCUCAUAUCACUUGAAAAUUUCGUCGAAGUGAUCA